Molecule: messenger RNA, 764 nt
Organism: Tuber melanosporum (Perigord truffle)
Lineage: Eukaryota; Fungi; Ascomycota; Pezizomycetes; Pezizales; Tuberaceae
Exons: 1
Coding region: 480-764 (94 amino acids)
Source: RefSeq, a predicted model, not a curated record
CUAAAAUGACGCUGACAGAUUCUCCAUUCUCAUUCACUCCAUUCUCCUCACCUUCCCCUUCACUCACAUUCACUCGCUCAGAAUGGGGGGGAAAGAAAAUAAAUUGCCUCACGAUCAAUUGAUCUUCUCUCAGUUUGUGAGUUUGGUCGAUCAGUCAAUCGCUCGUUCGCUUUCACCCUUGGAUUCACCCGCCGCAUUCGAUGGGCACGGUUGGGCAUGGUAUGGCUAUUCUAUCGUGCUGUGCUCGUACUGGGGCACUGGUAUCAUACCGGUACUUCUGCUUCGUUGGUGGUAUGAUAGCAGCGACAUGAAAUAUGAUACCGUACUGUGCACCAUUCUAUUCUAUUCAACCGAGACGGCGGCUAUAGCGCGCGCCGUAGAAUAUCGUAUCGUGUUAAUUCGUUCAAGCUGCGCUCGCUCACAAAACUCUUUUUUUUUUUUUUUUUUUUUUUUCUUUCUUCCCCCUUCUCCCUUUCAUCAUGAUACUUGUGCUUGUGUCCGCGCGACUGUUAGUGUGGGCCACUAGCACACGGAGGAGCUCUUCAAAUCCUCAAAGUCUAAUUUUUCUCGUGGCAAGUGUGACAAGGCUACUUGCUGAUAUCAUACCGGUAUCGUACUGUGGAAGUCGGCUACCAGAGGGCCGAACCUCGUCCUCACCGUGCAGGAGAGUACGGAUAGUUGGGUACAGCACAUACCAUUGGUUGCGGUUGCUGUGCAGUACGGUAAUUCGCCGCUGGUUGGAUUUGUGCUGGGGACUAGGCUAA